AUGGAGAAGAUGCGAACGAUUGGGCCGCCGUAUCGAUGCCAGACGUUGGUGACCAAGUCAGUUCUGGUGGCCUUGAGCCAUUUGUCGGAGUUGAAUACUCUGAGAGAUCCGGAGGCGGCUGCGGCGGGGAUGCUGAACGUGUUCGUGGCGCCAACGGGACGACUGCAUCAACCUGUGAAGGAGACUCUAUACGACUAUCUAUACGCACCUAUCCGGUCCAUGAGUUCCGCUAUGACCGCUUCCGAAGCUCUCGACUGCCGGAAGAUGUACGAACAACUUCGGGCCAUGGUCAAGAAGCAUGGCAGCUAUAGAUCCCUCCUACCCAACGGCCUGCCAAACCAACUAACGGAAGACAAGAAAAAAAACCAAGUGGCUCCCAGAAAUUCAGUCACCCAGGUCUUCAUGUCUCAACCACAAAUCGGCACUCGAGGAAGCAUCGAACCACGAGGUGGUAUGGAACCACGAGGUGGUGUGGAACCACGAGGUGGUGUGGAACCACGAGGUGGUGUGGAACCACGAGGUGGUGUGGAACCACGAGGUGGUGUGGAACCACGAGGGGGUAUGGAACCAAGGGGGGGUAUGGAACCAAGGGGGGCCGAGCACCGGCAUAUUCCUCCACCCCCGCCGCCGCCGCCGUUGCAAAAGCCCUACGAGCCAGGGGAUGAAAGUAGGCAGCCCGUGAGGCCUGCGGCCGCGGGUCACCCCGCUUUAGUGCAUGGUGCUGGUGAGGGGGCAAGGUCUUUUCUAGACCCCAAGUACGAAGUUCUGUCGGGUCGGAAUGAAAUGCCUACUACCGCCAGAACCGAAUCUUCGAGGACUGUGCCGAUGGACCAAGGGAGUCCGGCUGAUCAGAAGGUGUGUGACCAGAAGGUGUGUGACACGCGAAUGGAUGGGGAGCUGAAGAGUGCGGAAAGGAAGAGUUCAGAGAAGAAGAACUCGGAACGGAAGAGCUUGGUACGGAGAGUAUCAGAGAGGAAGACCUCAGAUAACAUUCCGAGCAUUCGCUAUGGAGGUCCGGAUGAUGAGGGUACCAAGCCGGUUGGCCAGGACGGGGAGUCGCUUUGUCCUCCUCACGGGGAUGGCGUCAACAGGGAAUCUGGAAGAGAGUCGAGAGAAAGGAAGGAAUCGGGAGAUCGGAACGAGUCUGGUGAAAGGGAGGAGUCUAGGGAGGGCAAUAGCCUAAGUGCUGUCGAAUUGCCCUACACUAAAAGUGAGCUCAGUUGGUGUAUGAGUGCCGCGGCGUUUCGUCGAUUCCAAAGACACUUACAAAAGCCUACUCCCAUGGCCGCCGAGGUAUGGCGUGCUACCGAUUACGAAGAUCCGGUGGAGUGGCUGGAGCAGACUACAGGUAUCCAGCGGACAACCAAGCACUUCAAGAACGCAAGACCACCUCGAACCAUCCGGGCCAUAAAGCCAAGACAGUAG
Messenger RNA from Gregarina niphandrodes, 1425 nucleotides. RefSeq lists its product as hypothetical. The record is from RefSeq and is a predicted model, not a curated record. NCBI's taxonomy places the organism in Eukaryota, Apicomplexa, Conoidasida, Eugregarinorida, Gregarinidae. Bases 1 to 1425 code for a protein of 474 amino acids. The transcript has a single exon.